Messenger RNA from Dentiscutata erythropus, 374 nucleotides. NCBI's taxonomy places the organism in Eukaryota, Fungi, Glomeromycota, Glomeromycetes, Diversisporales, Gigasporaceae. The record is from the annotation of a GenBank genome assembly.
ACCACCCAUGUUUAAUUAUCCAGGAUUCAUGCGUUCAAUGUGGUACGAAACAAUGGUGCAAGCAAUAGAAGCUUGGUGUUUAGAAUUAUCAGAAAUUAUGAAUCCAGAUAACGAAAAUACAGCAAUGAAUGAACAAGAAGACAAAUUAAUUGAUAAUGCAGAAAUUGUCGUAAUGAAAUCAGUACUUAAACUCUGUUUAAAUAAAGGGGCACGAUUAAAUUGUUUAUUUUUACACCCUGAUAGACUUGAUGAAUUAAAUGAUGAAUUAUAUGAGAUGUUAUUGGUAAAUGAAGAAUUUAAAGAUUUAGUAUCAUCGAUUAAAACAUUAGAGAUUAAUGGAAUGAUUAGAAAAAAUAAUGUUUAUUUAAUGUUGA